Molecule: messenger RNA, 1080 nt
Organism: Penicillium waksmanii
Lineage: Eukaryota; Fungi; Ascomycota; Eurotiomycetes; Eurotiales; Aspergillaceae
Product: bZIP transcription factor
Exons: 1
Coding region: 1-1080 (359 amino acids)
Biological process (GO): regulation of DNA-templated transcription
Molecular function (GO): DNA-binding transcription factor activity
Source: RefSeq, a predicted model, not a curated record
AUGGUCACCACGAACGCCCUUUUUGUGCGAGACGACUGGGUCAAGAAAAGUCGGGCUGCCAUCAAGAAUCUGGAGCCUAGCUUUGCUAGCCCAACAUCGAAACGUGCUAUGGACAGUCAAGACGCCGGACCACCACCCAGAAAGCGUGAGUCUCGUUCAGGAACCCGAAAAGUUGCUGCUCUCUCUUCCGAGCAGCUGGAACGGAAACGUGCAAACGACCGGGAAGCUCAACGAUCCAUUCGACAGCGCACCAAAGAGCAUAUCGAGCAACUCGAGACACAAGUUUCGUUCCUGCAGGCCCAGAUUGCGGAAAUGCGAUCCCAAAAUGAUCAAUUUCAAGAGAUCCUUCAAAGGAAUGCUGCUCUAGAGGACGAGGUCGGUCGCUUGAAACGCCAGCUGGCCUAUUCAGGCCAUCCCGGAAUGGCAGCAGAUGGUGAAGAAGUUCUUCCCUACCCAAGUAGUUGGCAUUCGGGUGAAGAUCCUGGGAAUUCAGCGUCGAAUGUCCCAGAAGCUAGCACGAUGCUUCCAUCAUCUCAGUUUGCCGGAUCAUCUCAUCCUUUCUCGUCGAGGCUUCCACGGACACCAUCGGCCGUAUCGAUGUCAAGUCGAUCGUCGCACCCUCAAGAUUGGCAGCAAUACACAAACACGCGUUCGCCAUCUCUAGGCGAGGCCUCGGGGUCGGAGUUGCCAGGGCGCAUGGAGUCUUAUGUGUUAGACGGGCAUAUGCAACAGGGGGCGCGUCUGGCGCUCCCACCAUCCAUCGCCCUCUCGGCGCCACAGAUCAAUUAUUGCAGCACUGCAUCUCCCAGCCAACACUCCACUGAGAAUUCAUUUGCAGAGCCAUAUUCCGUAAGUCAGAGGGGCGGGGAAAACCCGCACUCGUCUUUGCAGUCGUCAAUAGACCACGUCCCUUCUUUGUUUCUGCCAUCCCAACGAACCCAGGCCAUUCCCAUGCCUGGCGUCAGCCCUGCGGCCCAACCAGCAUCGGCCCAGUCUUACCAAGCAGCUGCAGCACCGUACCAGGAUUCUCUACCGAGACAAAAGGAACACUAUCCUUAUCCUUGGAAGCCGCAAUCCUAA